AUGAAUAAUUUCUCUACUGAGCUAGGGACGAGACCCAUCUCGACAGAUCCCAUACUAAAUGGUCAAUUACCAGAGAAUAAACGUUCAAAACAACCAGUGGCUAUUAUAGGAUAUGCAUGCCGACUACCAGGGGAUGUCUCCUCGCCCAAUGACUUGUGGGAGCUUUGUACACGUAAACGAAGCGGCUGGUCAAAAAUUCCCAAAGAUCGUUUCUCAUCAGAAGCAUUUCAUCAUCCUAACCCAAGCAAAGUGGGAACGUUUAACCCGGCCGGCGGAUACUUCUUGCAAGAUGACAUUUCACGUUUCGAUGCCCCCUUUUUCAAUAUAUCUACCCAGGAGGCUAUUUCCAUGGAUCCUCAGCAACGACUAUUGCUAGAAUGCUCAUACGAGGCGUUGGAGAGCGCUGGGCUUCCAAAGGAGUCACUCGCAGGGCGAAAUGUGGGUGUUUUCGUGGGAGGAAACUUUGCCGAUUACGAGCUCAACAAUGUGCGCGAUGUCGAGACAAUUCCUAUGUAUCAAUCUACAGGAUGUGCUCCGGCUUUGCAGUCAAAUCGCAUUUCGUACUUUUUCGAUUUUCGUGGUCCCAGUUUUACGGUUGAUACGGCCUGUUCUUCUUCCCUAGUAGCACUUCAUAAUGCCGUCCGAAGUUUGCAAAAUGAAGAGUCUAGUGAAGCCCUUGUUGCAGGCUGUCGACUAAAUAUUGUUCCGGACUUGUUUGUUUCGAUGUCGAUGUCACACCUUUUCAACGAUGACGGUAAAACAUACUCCUUUGAUGAUCGAGCCAAAUCCGGUUUUGCGCGAGGUGAGGGUGCUGGUGUGGUUCUGCUCAAACCUCUCGACGCCGCAAUUCGCGACCAAGACCCCAUUCGAGCUGUUAUCGCAAACUCUGGCCUUAGCCAAGAUGGUCGAACUCAAGGAAUCACGCUACCGAAUGUCCAUGCUCAAGAACAGUUAAUGAGUCGAGUCUAUCGAGAAGUUGAUAUCAAACCCGAAGAAUGUGGGUUUGUCGAGAUGCAUGGUACAGGAACAAAGGUCGGCGACCCGAUUGAAGCUGCUGCUGUGCGUGCUGCUCUUGGAAACGGUAGAACAGCAAGAGAUCCUCUAUAUAUCGGCUCUGUGAAGUCGAAUGUAGGCCAUCUAGAAGGGGCUAGUGGAAUAAUAUCCGUCAUUAAAGCUGCUAUGAUGCUGGACAAUGGCCUUCUUCUCCCCAAUGCGGACUUCCAGAAAGUUAAUCAGAAUAUACCACUAUCUGAGUGGAACAUGAAGGUUGUGACAUCGACAAGACCCUUUCCUCGAGGGAAGAAAUACGUCAGCGUGUCAAAUUACGGUUUCGGAGGAACAAACGGUCAUGUUGUUCUUGAGAGACCACCACUAGAAGCCAAAUUGGCGACUAGUAUGACCACUGUCAAUAGUGAUGCAAUUGGCAAUGACCCAAAACAAAAGCUGAUUAUCAUUUCAGCCAAUGAUAAGGAUUCUUUGCAGGCAAGGAUCAAAGACUUCUGCAUAUACUUUGAACAACGUCCUGAGGUUUUCGAGAAAAUGCUAUUCGGCAAUUUCGCCUAUACAUUAGGAAGCAAGUUGUCUCAACUAGCAUACCGAGUCGCACUUUCUGCGAGCUCACUGGACGAGUUAGGAGUCCGCCUUGCGCAAUUGAAAGUAAACCCGGCUCGAGUUCUUGGAUCCCCUUCUAUAGGUUUUAUAUUCACCGGUCAAGGAGCUCAGUGGGCACAAAUGGGUGUUCCGCUUAUGGCAAAAUACCCAAUAUUCGCCUCGGCAAUUGAACGAGCUGAUGCGUGUCUUCAAUCGAUAGGCGCUUCUUUUUCCCUAGUCGAUGAACUUGGUAAGGAUGCUACAAGUUCUGAAAUUGAUUCACCGCAUCUCAGCCAGCCUGCAUGUACGGCCUUACAGAUCGCCCUGGUAAUACUCUUAGAUUCUUGGGGCAUCCGGCCUUCAUCAGUUGUUGGUCACAGCUCUGGAGAAAUUGGAGCUGCUUAUGCGGCCGGAGUUUAUGACCUGGAGUCGGCCAUGAGCCUCGCCUAUCACCGGGGCCGGAUGACUCGUUUACUCAAAGAGAAAUGUCCAGAGUUGAAAGGAGGUAUGCUUGCGGUUGGUGUUGGUGCUGAGACAAUACGGCAGAUGCUGAAAAUGCUUCGGGGUGGGUAUGCUACCAUUGCCUGUAUCAACAGUCCCACAAGUGUGACGGUGUCUGGUGAUCUCCAAGCUAUUCAGGAGUUAGAAGAGGCUCUUCAAUCCAGACAAAUCUUUAGCCGGAAAUUGAAAAUUGAUGUGGCAUACCAUUCUGAUCAUAUGAGAAAAAUUGCGGAGCCAUAUUUCUCCGCAAUAUCAUCAAUUCAGCCGAAAAGCACUAGCAGCGCUACGUUUUAUUCGUCGGUUGAAGGCCGUAUCAUUGAUCCCUCUUCACUGGGCGCCGCGUACUGGGUACAAAAUCUAGUGUCUUCGGUGCUGUUCUCCGAAGCUCUCGGGAAAAUGUGUUCCAGUGACGGUAGACCAAAUCUACUUGUCGAAAUUGGGCCGCACUCUGCGUUGAAAGGCCCUGCAAUUGACAUAUUGAAACAUCUCGGGCCAACUUCCUCUAAGGUUGCCUACACACCCACGAUUCUUCGUAAGGUUGAUCAUAUCGACGCUCUAUUCGAUACUGCCAGGGCGGCAUACGUAAGAGGAGCGAAGCUAGACAUGAAUGCUGUCAAUUUCCCUUCUAGUGGAGCAAAGAAUAAUGCUUUCUUGACGGACCUUCCUCGUUACCCAUGGCAGCAUGGUACGCGAUAUUGGCAUGAAGCCAGAAUUGCGCAAAACCAUUCGAUUAGAGAUGGAGCAAUCAGAAAUGAUAUUCUGGGCGUAGUCGCCAAUUAUUCAAAUGAUCUGGAACCUACAUGGCGAAACAUUGUGCGACUAGACGAUAUCCCAUGGCUGCGAGACCAUAAGAUGCAGGGUAUGGUUGUUUAUCCCUUGGCAGGAUAUCUUUCGAUGGCGGUCGAAGCCGCGAAGUUUCGCGCCCAAAAACGUAACCAAUCCUUCUCUGCUUACAAAUUUCGUGAAGUUGUUGUUGAAUCAGCUUUGGUCAUAAGCAAUGACGUCAAUAUAGAAACGACCAUAUCCUUGCAGCCCUACGAUGAAGGAACACGUGGUUCAUCCGAUCUUUGGGAUGAGUUUAAAAUCCACUCUUGGACAUCAAAACGAGGCUGGAUUCAGCAUUGCCGUGGACUUGUUGGAGUACGCUCGAAACAAACCGACAAUACCCUCGAAAUCUUCUCCGCGGACAAACGCAUACAAGAACAUAUACUAACCGAAAAGGCGAAGAUCCGCACUGCUUCUGUAAACCACGUUCAAACAGAUCAUUUAUACCAAGUCCUUAUGGAGCUGGGAGCAGAAUAUGGACCUACAUUCCAAGGAUUGGAGAAUACACAUGCUGAUUCUCAUCAUUCACACGCCGACCUAUAUAUUCGUGACACCGCGAGAGUCAUGCCCAAAGGCUUCCAGCCAGAACUAGCCAUUCAUCCGGCGCUUCUUGAUGGAUUGCUACAUCUCGUGUGGCCAAUUCUUGGACAUGGAAAGAUGGAUCUAGAAACAUUAUACAUGCCCACUCUCAUAAAAGAGGCAAUUAUCAGCCGCAAUAUUCCUUCCUCACCUGGUCAGUACAUUAAAGCUUACGGCACUGGAAGCCCUCAUUUGCCCUGGCCGGAACCAACCAAUUUUGAUCUCUUUGCUACACAAGAUGACUCUAGCGAGCCAUUGAUAAUGCUAGAUGGGCUCGUUAUGACACCGAUUCGUGACUUAGGGCUAGGGCAGCAGGGUGAGGUGAGGAAGCUUUGCUAUAAAUUUGAAUGGCUACCAUUGGUUGAAACGGCUGUUCCUUCUAAUGGGAUUGAACCGUGUCAAGAGACACCAUCCGAUGGAGAAUUUAUUCAGACAAACGGAACUAUCCACACGAAUGGCGUUACUACGGAACAGGAAUCAUCUAAAAAAGCAACUAAUGGGAUUAUACCCGAUAAACGUAAUUUGCUAAUUGCAAAUUUUGGAAAUAGCAACCUUCAAAGUUCCAUUAGUAUUGCUCAAGAACUGUCUGCGGGUCCAGUACUAGAGAUCGACGAAGUAACCAAGUCUACAUGUACAGAGAAAAAUGUUAUUAUCAUCCAGUCCCCAUCGAGCUCUCUGCGCAAUAUCACGGCUUCACAAUUCGAAUGCAUCAAGACUACCUUACUCAACGCAGCCAACGUUUUGUGGAUUUAUCAAACGAAUACACCAGAUGCACAUAUGACAGUUGGACUCACGCGGUCUGUGAGAUCCGAAACAAUGGCCAAAGUGAGUACGCUAGGUCUAGAUACUGAAGAGCCAAAUGCAGCAUCAAGUGCCAUUCGGAAAACUAUUGGGAUAAUUUGGUCUGCAGACGGGGCGGAGAUAUGCCCUGACUUUGAAUUCAAGUCGAAAGGAGCUGACCUACAUAUUUUGCGUGCGGUUGAAGACGAUAGCUGCAAUACCUUUAUUCACAACGAAGUCAGCGAUUUUGCACUCUCACUACAAGCUUUUCAUCAGCCAGGGAGACGUUUCAAGCUCGGCAUCACAAACCCUGGCUCUCUUGAUACUAUAUAUUUUGCCGACGACGAUGCCCCCAUUUUGGAGGAUAAUUCUGUGGAAGUAGAAGUCAAGGCUACUGGUAUCAACUUCAAAGAUAUUGUCGUAUCAAUGGGUCAGUUAAAUCAACCGUACAUCGGUGUAGAGUGCAGUGGGAUUGUCUCAUCAGUUGGAAAGAACGUGAAUGACAUCAAAAUUGGCGAAAAGGUGAUGUGUAUGCCUGAAGGGGCCUACUCAACAUACGCGCGAUGUCUCAGCACAAGUGUUAUACCUAUUCCAGAAAUUUUAUCAUUGGAAGAAGCUGCCACAGUCCCGAUAGUCUUCUGCACAGCAUACUAUGGUCUUUUUGAUCUCGGUAGACUUGAGACCUCCGAACGCGUCUUAAUUCAUGCCGGCGCAGGUGGUGUUGGGCAAGCAGCCAUUCAGCUAGCUCAAAUGGCUGGCGCGGAUGUUUUUGUAACUGUCGGAAAUCGUGACAAGAAACUAUUCGUCAUGGAGAAAUACAGUAUUCCCGAAAAUCGUAUCUUUUACAGCCGCGACAGUUCUUUUGGGAAAGCAGUCCGUCAGGCCACUAAUGGCGAGGGUGUGGACGUUGUCCUCAACUCUCUCGCAGGUGACCUUCUUCGAGAAACAUGGGAGUGCGUCGCACCUUUUGGUCGAUUCAUAGAAAUUGGAAAGGCCGACAUUACAAAAAAUAGCCGUUUGGACAUGCUGAAGUUUGAGUACAAUGUUACAUUUGCGUCGGUUGAUCUGACGAAAGUGGCAAAAUAUAAGCCUAAACUGAUGAAACGGCUACUGAAUGAUGUUUCUCAGCUGAUCACAAAACAGAAAAUAAAGCCAAUCUUCCCGAUUACAAAGUUCCGCAUUUCCGAACUCGAGAUGGCGUUUCGAACGCUACAGACAGGGAAGAACAUGGGGAAAUCGGUUGUUGUCCAUGAUGGCGAUGAUCUGGUGAAGGCCGUGGCAUUGAAAGCGGGACCUGGUCUUUUGCGUUCCGAUGCUACUUACAUUAUUGUCGGUGGUGUCGGUGGUCUAGGUCGUGCGAUGGCAAAGUGGAUGUCGCAGAAGGGGGCACGAAAUAUCGUCCUAACUUCACGCAAUGCCUCCGUCAGCAAUGAAGUGCAAGUCCUUAUAGACGAAGUCCGCAUUCAUAGCACCCGUAUUCUCGUGAAGGCUUGCGACAUAACUAGCAACGAGUCAGUAAAUAAUCUUGUGAGGGAGGAGCUUAAAGAUCUUCCUCCUAUACGCGGUGUGGUACAUGGUGCAAUGGUUUUACGAGAUAUGCUUUUUGAGCAGAUGGCAUUCAAUGACUUUGAGACCGUAGCAACUUGCAAGGUUGAAGGAGCAUGGAACCUACACUACAACUUAGCUGAGUCGCCAUUGGAUUUUUUUAUCGCCUUAUCAUCCGUCGCCGGCGUGGUAGGAAAUCGUGGUCAGGCUGCUUAUGCUGCCGCAAAUGUUUUCCUAGACGGGUUCAUGGAGUAUCGCCGUUCACAAAACCUUCCAGGCGCCUCGAUAGAUCUUGCUGCGGUGACAGAUGUCGGGUAUCUGGCUGAUAGUGACCCGUCACGGCGACAGGAAGUAUUGAAAAACGUCGGCAGCUCCGUUAUCAAUGAAUCAGAAGUACUUGCCCUUUUAGCUCUUGCUAUUACUGGGGAGUUAAAGAAAUCUUCUCACAGACAGUACAUAACGGGGUUGGAAAUCAUGGAGUCAGCAGAUAGCUUUUGGAUUCACGAUCCAAAAUUUCAGGUCCUCCGUGAUGCAGCAGGAUCAAAUCUGAAGUAUUCUGAUUCAACUGGUCAGAGUAUCCCCCUUAGCGUGGCACUCAAAUCGGCAUCUUCUAAAGAAGAGGCGUUGGAACUAUGUUUUGGGGGUUUAGUAGUGAAGCUGGCAGAGGUGCUGGGCCUCUCAGCGGAAGAUAUGGAUACGCUGACCCGCCUUUCGUCACUCGGCCUCGACUCUCUGGUUGCAAUCGAGAUUCGUAAUUGGAUUGCAAGAGAGGCAGAUGCGAACGUGCAGGUCCUGGAGCUGCUGUCGAGUGAGUCGUUGAGUCAUCUAUCAGAGCUUAUUAUCACCAAGUCUAAGCUUGUGUUCAAGUUUUGA
Molecule: messenger RNA, 6693 nt
Organism: Talaromyces proteolyticus
Lineage: Eukaryota; Fungi; Ascomycota; Eurotiomycetes; Eurotiales; Trichocomaceae
Product: putative polyketide synthase
Exons: 7
Coding region: 1-6693 (2230 amino acids)
Biological process (GO): secondary metabolite biosynthetic process; fatty acid biosynthetic process
Molecular function (GO): phosphopantetheine binding; fatty acid synthase activity; oxidoreductase activity
Source: RefSeq, a predicted model, not a curated record